UAAUAAUAUAAGAAAUAAGACAAUGAUUCUAAAUAGAUUCCAAAAAGUAUGCAUAAACCUUACGAUUGCAAUAAUAAUCCUUGGAAUUGUAAUCAUUUUGUUGACGUCUAAUUUUAAACAUGAAAACGAAAAGCUUAAAACUGUAUUGAUAGCAAUCGCGCUCGUUUGGCUGAUAAAAUAUGUUAUAUUUGAUCUGUUAAUCCUUGUAGCAUUAGCAUUCAGUGAUGUUUAUUGCAAAUGUUGUAAGAAAUUAAAAAGAACUAGGCAAGAGGACAAACCACAGCAAAAUGGACAUAUUGAGACUCUCAAAUUACAGGUAGAGAGCUACAAGUCAAAAGUACAAUUACCAGAAAAACACACACAUGAAACCACCAACUUAAAGUAUAAACAAAUAACCGCAGACUUGUGGGUCUACGGUAAACAAUUUUUACUGCUUUUAAUAGUGAUAAUGGGAAUACAUAAUGGUCUAACCUAUUGGAAUGCGGUCAUUAUGAGACGAGUGCUCACAAAAAAUGAAGAACGAGACUAUUCAUUAAAUGAUGUCAAAACUCCAGACCAAAUAUAUGAAUUUAUACGGAACUUACCGAUACUGCAAUUCAAUGAUGGUAAGGAUUACAACAAUAUGGAAAUUAAGGAGCAAGGUUGGAUAUCAUAUGAGCUGGGAAAACUGAUCGGUGUAGUACGUUUAAGACAGUUUCGUCGCACAAGUGAAAAGGAUAUAAUUCGUAAUCUAGUAUAUGAGUUUCGUCAUUUUAUGCCUGGUUGGCAACUGCCUUACGAAAAAUUGCAUUAUGUAGAUAAAUUUUGGCGUAUUACUGAGCCUUGGUUACCAAUGGAGGCAACAUCUUUUCAAACUCAUAACGAUUUCUUCGCUUUCACGCGUUCGGGGGUUUUGGAUGAUUAUGAAGAUGGAGGCUACGUGGCAGUACUAGCUAGAGACGUAAACAAUAGUGAAAAUGUUGUACAAAUGCUAGAAGAAUUUAAUUGGAUUAACGAAAAAACAUUAGUGGUGUUUAUUGAGUUCACAGUGUACAACACCGAUACGAAUAUUUUCACUGUUUCUAGCAUUAUGAUGGAGCAAACACCUUUUGGUAUUAUAAUGUCGUCUUGUAGUGUACUCAGUUCAGCUCUCCUACUGAAUAUUGACCAACUCAGCUAUAUAGGGUUAAUUGUGUUAUUGCUCUACAUACUACAGUUGAUAGAAUUCACAACAGUUAUUUUUCUAAGAAUUUGGCAUGCCCCAGAAACAAUUUGGUUACCAUGGAAUUUAGUGGAUAUUACCAUUGAUGAAAAAAGCGAUGGAUGCUGUAAACCAAAUGCGAAUGUUUGCAGUAAUAAUUAUCCGUCAUUGCUUUUAACACUGAAAGCGAUUGAUUUCUCCCAUGUUUUACAGUUUAUAUCUCAAACACGCAUUGAACAGAGCAUAUUAGAUUUAAUGCUUGGGCUUUUGAAUAUUAAUAAGCAGGAGGAAAGUAAAAGAAAUUCUUGGUUAGAAAACUGUGAAUCGAACUGUUCCAGCUUAGAAAUUUUGCGCAUACUAACAUUAAAUAUUGGAACCGAUGAAAUUCACCAAUGCUUCCAAAAUGAUAGUUAUGCUUUCAAUAGACCAUUGAGAAAUAAUAGUGACGGCUUCCAAACAGAUGUUGAAAAAGAUAAUAAUCAGUGCCGGAAGCAUACACAUAUGUUUUUAGAAAGGGAAAGAAUGCUUAUAGAGCAGUUACUAUCAAAAGCGAAUGAAAUAUGCCCAAGCAUUCUUCAAGACUUUAAUAGCAAUCACGAUACUUUAAUUGCACAUGGGUUGCGCAUAAUAUGGUCAUCUGUAGGUGUAAUCUUGGAUCAUAUACUACUUUGGUGGAUGGAUACUCCAAUAACAUGUUAUUCUGUAAUUCAUAUUGAUUCCAUAAGACUUUGGAUGCAAAUGCAGAAAAUUGAAGAUAUUCCAGAGCCAGUACAUUCUACUCUUAGAGGUGUAAGUGAAAUUCUUACUAAUUUUGUGUGUAAUAAUAUUUGGGAUCAACUUUUUCGAUUUACGUUUAUUUCGAAUAAUUCUAUAAAUGUUUUAGUAACUAAAAUAUCUGAUGCUUAUCAUGGAUGCCCAAAGAAUAACUUGGGUACGGCUACAGGCACAAUUUGGAUAGUAGUAUUUUUUAACUUAGUCAACUUAAGCAAUAAUUUCUUUCCUACUAUUAACAUGGGAAACUCGUCCUUAGUUCCAGUUUCUGAACAAAUACCAAUUUUACAUCGGAUUGAUCAUUCAGUCCAUUCAAUGCGCAUAUGGGUUACUGAACAAACAAAAUUGUUAUGUUGUGAAUGGAAAAUGAGUCUCUUUUUCAAGAUAUUAGAACAGGACGUGCAAAUCUGCCUAAAAUUAUUUGAUAAAUUUAAGCUGCCAAACUUAUCUUCUAAUUUGAAUGACAUUUUAAUGCUGGUAUGCAUUGCAUUGCGCACAAAAUUAAUAUGUGAGGUCAAAGUCAAUAUUGAAAAACUAAAGAAUACUACAGAGGAAUGUGUUAAUAUAUUAUCAUCUGUAUGCCGGAUAUUAAGUUUGGCCACUUUUACACUAUGUUUUCCGCCAGUUACCCAUUGGCAGCAAAAUACAUAUAAUGCGGAAGUGAAGUCUACCUAUGUCGAUUAUGUUCUGGACCAAAUCUUUUUACCCAUAAUACAAGCAACAACAGAACUUGCAGUGUUGAAACUUAUUUUAAGAAUAAUAUGUGAGUCCUGGCUAGACUUUAUUUAUAAUAAACGCAUAAAAUUCAAUAUAGCCGGCGCACUACGAUUGCUGAGUGAUUUUGACUAUGUUCGUGAAUGGAUAUUAAAUUGCAACUUCAUAAAUCAAGAUCAAUUAGAUAAGUUGAGUAAUCAUGAGGUUCUUCGCAUGUGUAAGGGUGUGGGAAAGAUUUUACUCCGCAAACCUGAAGAUAUAAUUUCAAUAACAAAGUCACCAGCAUAUGAUCAUAAAUUAAACGAUGAAGCGUUACAGGAAACUCAACUGCCUUCAGAAAUGUUCGUUUCCAACCAGAAGAAUUGGCUACAACUGCGGGCUGGAGAAUCUAGUUUUUUAUAUUUUAAAAUGUGUUGCAAUGACAAUACUAAUCUUUAA
Molecule: messenger RNA, 3103 nt
Organism: Teleopsis dalmanni
Lineage: Eukaryota; Metazoa; Arthropoda; Insecta; Diptera; Diopsidae
Exons: 9
Coding region: 23-3103 (1026 amino acids)
Source: RefSeq, a predicted model, not a curated record